Molecule: messenger RNA, 828 nt
Organism: Cyphellophora europaea CBS 101466
Lineage: Eukaryota; Fungi; Ascomycota; Eurotiomycetes; Chaetothyriales; Cyphellophoraceae
Exons: 1
Coding region: 1-828 (275 amino acids)
Biological process (GO): poly(A)+ mRNA export from nucleus
Cellular component (GO): nucleus
Source: RefSeq, a predicted model, not a curated record
AUGGUCGACUACGCGCGCGAAACUGUGGCUAAGCUGCAAGAAAUCCUCAAGUCCCGCCAACUGCCUACCUCCGGCAAGAAGGCUGAGCUCAUCGAGCGCUUGCGCGCAGCCGACCAAGCUGCCGAGGCCAGCGGUACGCAUACUCAUAGCUCUGGUAUCUCGUCACCUUCAUCGCAACUGACAUAUCCUGCAGAAGCCGAAGCCGCUCCACCUGCGCCUGCAGUAACCUCCGCGCCGCCCCAGCAAACACCCGAGACUAUUGUGCAAAAGCCCACUGCCCCGGAGUCCGGACCCGCAGACACCACCGAGACUGUGACUGAGUCUGUCGCGCAGCCCGCUGCUGGUGAUGCUGCAUCCACUACAGAUGCCACCCUCGCGGCAUCAGCAAGCUACUCGCUCCAACUACCUACCUCCAACAUAGACGACGAACUGGCCAAACGCAAAGCCCGCGCUGCACGGUUCGGCACUAGCACGGAGACUGCCACUGCUGAAGAUCCGUCCGCGGAACAGACCAAGGCGCUGGAGCGUGCGAAGCGCUUUGGCGUGGAGCAGAGCGAAACGGCGAUUGGCAAGCUUGAUGGAGCACUAUCGAACGACGGGCCGAAGGGACGGAGAAGAGGACCUGCUAAAGACGGAGAGGCGGCGGCAAACGACGAUCCAGGCUUGUUGAGGAGAGGCCGUGGCGGGCGCUUCCGGGGCCGGGGCAGAAGUCGGAGGGAGGGGAGCGCUGGGGCGCGGCCCACAGGUGUGGACAAGAGAUCGGCUCUGAGUUCAGUGGACCGGGCAGCGGCAGAGGCGAGGAAGCAGCGAUUCGCACAGCAGGGAUGA